UCUCAUCCUUUUCUCCUUAUCUAUUUUCCUUCCAUUUUUAUACUUGUUCUUAGCUCACUGUUUCUCCCCUUUUUACUUUUGUAAUGUUCAUAUAGAUCUAUGCUAUCUUCCUACUAACUUCAUCCCCACUAUUCCUCUACCAUCUGUUCUUCGAUAUUGAGAAAAUUCUUGGUCGCUUUUGAAGAUUUCACUGCCCAUUUCUGUGUUCGUCUCUAUUAGGGUUAAUGGCUGGUCGGUUUUUAAGCUUUCACCUCUUCUUUCGAGGUUGAAGAAACCCAUUUCUGUGUUCGUCUCUGCAAAUUAGGGUUUUAUGUGUGAUGAUUUGAUGAUUUUGUAAUUCUUCUGGAGGUAACAAUUUGUGGAUUUUUGUUUAUUUUUUUUGGAAUGGAUUAUAGUGGGGGAAACGUGGUCCAUGUGAUCCCCGGGAUGAGUAGCGAGAAUUGGCCCGGUGAAGUUUGGGCUACCGAAGAAGAAUACAGAGCUUGGAACAAUGGCGGUGGUGAUGGUUCCAUUGAUACGCCUUCUAAUUCGAGUUAUGAUCAAAGACAAUCCCAAAGCCGAUCCGGAAGCGAACCCCCAAACAAGAAAUCCAGAAGCUCACAGGAUGUUACCUCUUCCAAUCGAUCAAAAGCGAUUGGUAAAAUGUUCUUCAAGACCAAACUCUGCUGCAAAUUUCGUGCUGGAACCUGCCCUUACAUCACGAACUGCAAUUUCGCUCAUAGCAUUGAGGAGCUCCGGCGGCCACCACAUAAUUGGCAGCAGGAAAUUGUGGCGGCACAUGAAGAAGAGAAGGUAUUUUCAGAGCCAAGGGAGGAAUUUCAGAUUCCUUCACUUGGGACAUCAAAUUUUGGUUCAGAGUCGCAGAGGUCAUAUAAAGGAAGACAUUGCAAAAAGUUUUACACAGAGGAGGGCUGUCCAUAUGGGGAUAGUUGUACGUUUCUUCAUGAUGAGCAGUCAAAGAAUCGAGAGAGUGUGGCAAUAAGCUUGGGACCUGGUGGCUACAGUGGCGGUGGUGGUGGCGGCGGCGGCGGUGGUGGUGGUUCAGGAAAUGGAUCCAACAGUAAGCCUUCGAAUUGGAAAACAAGGAUUUGUAACAAGUGGGAGUUGACAGGAUAUUGCCCAUUUGGAAGCAAAUGCCAUUUUGCUCAUGGAGCUGCUGAAUUACACCGUUAUGGUGGUGGGCUUAUGGAGACAGAAACUAGAGACUCUUCAUCAGCUCCUCCUGACCUGAAGCAGGGUGUAUUGCCUAAAGCUCCUGGCGAUACUCUGGUUGCUUCUGUUCCUUCACUACCUCAUUCAGAUGUUUAUCAUAUUGUGGUUCCAUCACAGAGGUCAACCAUUGUAAUUCAGAGGUCGGGUCAGCGAACUCAUCAGAAAUGGAAGGGCCCCGAUAAAAUCAGUCGGAUAUAUGGUGACUGGAUUGACGACAUCGAAUAAUAUCAUAUCCAAGAAACCGUUGAACGUGAAUAACGAGCAUCAUGAUGGACUUGGUCUCUUGUAAACCUUUGGCAGAUGAAGAUUCUGUUUGUUCGGGUUAUGUUUCGGUUGGUUCUUUUCGUAUUCUCGUUCCUAACCCGCUUCACGUCCGAUCUAUGGUCUUUAUCUGUUAGUGUUGUUAUUUAUGUAGUUACUAUAUGUAAUCCUUUUCAUUGAAAGAAGAGAGAAAUGUAUGAUUUUCACCGCUUCUCAGUUCA
Cucurbita moschata (crookneck pumpkin) is the source of this 1694-nucleotide messenger RNA. Its product is annotated as zinc finger CCCH domain-containing protein 12. The transcript is spliced from 3 exons. Gene Ontology annotation, molecular function: metal ion binding; mRNA binding. The record is from RefSeq and is a predicted model, not a curated record. The coding region runs from base 385 to 1437 and encodes 350 amino acids. Lineage: Eukaryota; Viridiplantae; Streptophyta; Magnoliopsida; Cucurbitales; Cucurbitaceae.